AUGACGAAACGUACAAACUGGUCCGAGAUCACAGGCAUCAACCACCACACGUUUGACCCUACAGCAGAAAAAUUUAUCAAGAGCCGCAGUGGCAUCACCUGUCGAGACGCAUACGUCGCCGACUGCACGGCACGCUUGCGACUAUACAACA
Sphaeroforma arctica JP610 is the source of this 151-nucleotide messenger RNA. RefSeq lists its product as hypothetical. The transcript has a single exon. The record is from RefSeq and is a predicted model, not a curated record. NCBI's taxonomy places the organism in Eukaryota, Ichthyosporea, Ichthyophonida. The annotation marks the transcript as partial.